GGCACUAUCCUUUCCUGCUCUAAUCCCUCAGUCCUGCCUCUGUGUGUUGAUGCUCUUUACAUACACAGUGUAGAAACUUCAGACGAGAAUUUUAAAGCUGCAAAUGAAUUUUUAGAAAGGUUUGUCGUGAGGUCGGGACACCAUUGACUGGAUGUAAACUUCUGUCUGACCUUCUUUUGGAGUGAAAACUGAAGACAAGAUCUGAAGACUCUGAAACCACCACCAGCACCACAACCACCAAGCCCAGAACAUACAUCAGUAUUUUGAUGUUAGAUGUAUUCACUUUAAAGGCCAGUGCAACGCUGUCACUGUAACUUAUGACCGUGACACUUCUCAAAAAUUCUUUCUGAAAUUUAACACCAGUCAGAACUAGUAAGCCAAGAUGGCUGACCCCUACCAAAACAAUGUAUACCAUCAAGGAGGGGGUGACAGGUAUGGGACCUACGGAGAAGGCGGUGGCCAUGAUGGAUAUGGUUACCAGACUGACUACCCUCCUCAGGAAGAGGACGCAGCGAGUGACGUGACCGAAGGACACGAUGAAGAGGAUCAGAUGUACGAAGGAGAGUAUCAAGGCAUACCACAUCCUGAUGAGGUGAAGGCUGCACAGAGAGCCGCACGGGCUAAAACCCGAGCAGCUGGCAGUGCAGUCUCUGAACUGGAGGAGUUAUCUGAGCAAUACGAGGACAUCAUGGAGGACUGUGGCCACGGAAAGUUCCAGUGGACUCUCUUCAUAGUGUUGGGCCUGGCUCUGAUGGCAGAUGGAGUUGAAUGUUUUGUGGUGGCGUUCGUUCUACCAUCUGCAGAAAAAGAUCUGUGUCUGUCCAAUGCAGAGAAAGGAAUGUUGGGUCUGACGGUGUUUCUGAGCAUGAUGGUGGGAGCGUUCGUGUUCGGCGGCCUGGCAGACAAAGUUGGCCGCCGGCGUUGCCUGAUUGUGGCGUUAGCGAUAAACUGUAUCUUUGCCUUCCUGUCUUCGUUCGCCCAGGGCUACGGCUUCUUCCUCUUCUUCAGGCUGCUGUCUGGCAUUGGGUAACACACACACACACACA
Molecule: messenger RNA, 1046 nt
Organism: Larimichthys crocea (large yellow croaker)
Lineage: Eukaryota; Metazoa; Chordata; Actinopteri; Sciaenidae
Product: synaptic vesicle glycoprotein 2B
Exons: 4
Coding region: 383-1030 (215 amino acids)
Biological process (GO): transmembrane transport
Cellular component (GO): synaptic vesicle membrane; neuron projection
Molecular function (GO): transmembrane transporter activity
Source: RefSeq, a predicted model, not a curated record